AUGAAAAAUAAUAUCCCGAGUCUUACUGAUUCUGGUGGAGUGGAGCAUACUUCUGAAGAAGCAAAAGGUGAUAUAGCUGUACAAUACUUCACAGAACUCUUCACAUCUUCUAGACCAUCUGAUGCCACUGAGUUACUGCGAGAUUUUGUGCCGAGGGUAACAGAGCGUAUGAAUGAAAACCUGACCAAGCCAGUUACUGAUGCGGAGAUAAAGAAAGCAGCAAAAGCAAUCAAGAGUGAUAGCUCUCCUGGGGCAUAUGGCAUGACAGGGCAUUUUUUCCAGAAGUUCUGGCCUAUCAUCGGUCCUCAGAUUACCUUAGAAGUAAAGCGUUUCUUUGUGGAAGGGGUUAUUCCUCAAGACUGGAACUUCACUCAGCUUUGCUUGUUACCAAAGAAACCAAAUCCCUCUCUCAUGACAGACCUUCGACCUAUCAGUCUAUGCGCAGUCUCGUAUAAGAUCGUCUCUAGUAUUUUAUGUGCUCGGCUGAAAGGUAUUUUGCCUUUAUUGGUUUCGCCUACUCAAGGGGCCUUUGUGGCGGGAAUGCUGAUCUCCGAUAACUUGUUGACAGCUCAUGAGAUGGUACAUGGUUUAAAGACCAACCCAAACUGCAAAACGGACUACAUUGCAAUCAAAACGGACAUGUCCAAAGCGUAUGACAGAGUGGAAUGGAAUUUCUUGGAGACAUUGUUCCUGAAAAUGGGUUUUGCUAACAAGUGGAUUCAAUGGAUUAUGGGAUGCAUUCGUUCGGUUACCUACACGGUUCUUAUGAAUGGACAGACGUAUGGCAAGAUCUCACCAGAACGUGGCAUAAGACAGGGCGACCCCUUAUCUCCCUUCUUAUUUAUACUUUGCGCAGAGGCCUUAGUUCAUGUGAUGAACAGAGCAGAACUAGAGGGUAAUAUCACAGGAAUGCGACUUACAAAGCACUGCCCAUCCAUCCAACAUUUAUUAUUCGCUGAUGACAGUCUCUUUCUCUGUAAAGCGACCUUAAAGGAGUGCUCUAACUUCCUACAUUGCCUGGACUUGUAUGGAAAAGCAUCAGGACAAGAGAUCAACUUCCACAAAUCGUCAAUUACUUUUGGAGCUGCAAUUGACCCGGUGAUGAAACGUGUGAUAUCAGAAUUGCUGGAGAUUGAGAAUGAAGGUAGUGCUGGUUCCUACUUGGGUCUCCCUGAGUGCUUUAGUGGAUCGAAACAGAAGCUGCUAGCCUUUAUAAGUGAAAAACUUGGUAAAAGACUUAGUGGAUGGUAUGCCAAAACGCUUUCCCUUGGGGGAAAGGAGGUACUACUAAAGUCAAUUGCCAUGGCUCUUCCUGUUUAUGCUAUGUCUUGUUUUCGGUUAACCAAGCAUCACUGUCAAAAGAUCAUGAGCGCGAUGGCGGCUUUUUGGUGGAAUGAAAGUAGUGACAAGAGGAAAAUACAUUGGGUGUCUUGGCCAAAACUAUGUACAUCAAAAAAGAGCGGUGGUUUAGGAUUUCGUGACAUUGAAGACUUCAAUCAAGCAUUGUUGGCUAAGCAAGCUUGGAAGCUUCUGAACGAACCUGAUAGCUUACUGGCACGAGUAUACAAGGGCAGAUACUACGCUAACAAGGAUUUUCUAGAGUGUGGAAAGGGCUACAGACCAUCAUAUGCUUGGAGAAGCAUUCUUUUUGGACGAGAGCUUCUGGUGAAAGGCUUGAUUAAAUCGAUUGGCAACGGAAGGUCUACGUCAGUUUGGAGUGAAAAUUGGAUCAUGGAUAGUACCCCUCGUCGCCCUGUUCAUCGUCAACUUCUGUUUGAUGUUUCAUUGAAAGUCUCAGAGCUUAUUGACAAUUUGGGGAACUGGAAUAUUGAGAGACUAGUGGAGUUAUUUCCCCCAAAUGAAGUCCAACGAAUCAAACUAAUGACUCCAGGAGUAGUGGAUGAUUGUUACGUUUGGGCUUUCUCAAGACAUGGAGCUUAUACUGUCAAAACGGGAUAUGAUUUGAUCAUGAGAGCUAAAAAUGUCCCUGCUGAUCAGAUCUCACCGGAGGAACAAUCUCGGGUACUUUUAAAGAGAAGAGUUUGGAAGAUUUCCACCAUCCCUAAGAUUCGGAUGUUCCUCUGGAGAGCCGUCUCAGGUGCUUUAGCGGUUGCGGAUAGAUUAAACUCUAGAGGUCUCGGAGUGGACGCUAUUUGCAAGAUAUGUCAUCAUCACGCAGAAACCAUCAAUCAUGUACUCUUUCAGUGCUCAAUGGCUAAUGAGACAUGGGCAGAGACAGGUAUGGUGCUUCCGCCUGAGACAAUCCAGCGAUCCUUGGAAGAGAACCUUUCAUACAUAUUUGACUUGAUGGAGGACAACGGAAGCAAUGAAUCUUUAGUCCGCUCUAUACCUUGGUGGAACAAUGGUUCCUCUUUAACAAACCUCAACUGCGAACUACAGAGGAGAGAGCUAGAAUGGAGCAUAGCGACAAGUGGUGUCCACCAGAUGAUGGGAUCAUUAAGUGCAACAUACAUGCGAAUUGGAGGAACGCAUCAUUGCAUAUGGAUUGCAAGGGAUCAGACCGGGAAUGUCUCUCAUCAUGCACGAGACGCGAUCGUCCAUGCUCCUGACCGAAUGGUAGCUGAGUUUAGAUGCAUCAUAUGGGCUAUAACAGAUUUACGAGAUCUAGGAGUGAAAAAAGUGAUAAUGGCGUCAGACUAUUAUGAAGUAGUGGAAGCUAUUAAAGCCCCGUCUCGAUGGCCCCGUUAUAGAGACCUUUUGCAAAGAAUCAUGGGGUUUAAAGGAACUUUUGAUAGUUUGGAGUUUGAAGGAGAAAAAGCUGUUGCUAACAGUGUAACCCGAGAUAUAGCAAAGAGUGUUCUGCGAAAUGGACGGUUUCAAUCAUAUUUGGCAAUGGGAGGACCUGCAUGGCUUCAUGAUCGGAUUGCCAGAGAUGCUGUUAGAAGUGACGUUUGA
Messenger RNA from Brassica rapa (field mustard), 2916 nucleotides. RefSeq lists its product as uncharacterized. NCBI's taxonomy places the organism in Eukaryota, Viridiplantae, Streptophyta, Magnoliopsida, Brassicales, Brassicaceae. Gene Ontology annotation, molecular function: RNA-DNA hybrid ribonuclease activity; nucleic acid binding. The record is from RefSeq and is a predicted model, not a curated record.